GCAGUGCAAACACAACAUCAUCGUCUCUCUCCACUUUGUUCAAGUACUGUCCGUUUCGAAGAGAAGAGCGCAGAGCCGCUGCUGCUGCUCUUUAAAGCCUGUCACCUCGCCACCACCUACCUAAUCCUCCCUCACCACUCUCUCUCUCUCCUACCAUCGCCUGGAGCCCUGAUCCCCUAGUGACCUUUCUCCCCUUUUCCGUGUUGUUUGAUUCUAGUAAUUUCAAGAACGAUGCUUCGUGCUUCCUCGGCCACCGAUGGCAAGGUGGCGCCUUGACGUCGGAGGUUCUCGCCUUCCGUCGUGUCGGUGACGAAAGCGAGGACCUUUGGGGGCGCAGUGAGCAAGAAGGAAGUGAUUGCUGAAACUUUGAUUUGUUUUGGGUUGGGGGGUUAGAUCUAUAUGGUAGCUCGUCUUUUGCAUCGGGUCUUUCGCAUUCUGUUUUGUCCUUGACGUUUAUCAUACCUCGAUGGUUCUUUGAUUUCGUUCCCUGUUCAAAGUUUGACGCUCUCGAUCCUUGGUCAGAAUCUGCUCUCUUCGUGGAUCUUUGGAGGCGAGUCGUUUGCCUUUGGGAUUCUGUUCUUUUGCUGGAGAACAGACACUUCUGCUAGGAACAAGCUGCCUCCUUUUGUCUUUGGAAUUACUUAAGCGAGCUUGCUUAAGCCCAAAACCAUCAUAGACGCCAACAUCUGAAGCAGUUCUGUCUUUAUCAAUCUUCAUUCGUAAGGCUUGCCCGUACAGUCGUUGCUCUUUUUUCUUUCUGGGAAUCUUAGAAUCAAAGCAGCGUUGAAAAGAAAAAGGUCGGAAAGAGAGAAAAAAAAGGUGACAAGUCGGUUCAAUCCCUCUUCGAUUUGCCGUUUUGGAUCAGUCUACGAAGUGAUGGCGGCAGCUGUGGCGUUGCGCAGUGGAGGUAUGGAGAAACAGUCCAUAGAUACAGGGAAGUAUGUAAGGUACACAACAGAGCAGGUGGAGGCGCUUGAGCGGCUUUAUGGAGAGUGCUCAAAGCCGAGCUCUACGCGCCGUCAACAGCUGAUUCGAGAGUGCCCUAUUCUGGCCAACAUUGACCCGAAGCAGAUAAAAGUCUGGUUUCAGAAUCGAAGGUGCCGUGAGAAGCAGAGGAAGGAGUCUUGCCGUCUUCAAGCUCUCAAUCGAAAAUUGUCUGCAAUGAAUAAGCUAUUGAUGGAAGAAAAUGAAAGGCUUCAGAAGCAAGUCAACCAAUUGGUCCAUGAAAAUGCAAUAAUGCGACAACAGCUACAAAAUGUUUCCUUGGCUAAUGACACAAGUUGUGAAUCAGUUUUGACCAACCCACAAAAUCCUCUAAGAGACGACAAUAAUCCCGCUGGACUCCUAUCUAUUGCUGAGGAAGCAUUGGCUGAGUUCCUCGCAAAAGCUACAGGGACUGCUGUUGAUUGGGUCCAGAUGCCUGGGAUGAAGCCUGGUCCAGAUUCAGUUGGGAUUGUUGCUAUUUCUCAUAGCUCAUGUGGGGUGGCAGCAAGGGCCUGUGGUUUAGUCAACUUGGAAGCUGGGAAGAUUGCAGAUAUCUUCAAAGACAAGCCAUCUUGGUUUCAUGAUUGCCAUAGUCAUGAGGUCUUCACCAUGUUUCCCACUGGAAAUGGAGGCACGAUUGAACUUGUAUAUAUGCAGAUGUAUGCUCCAACUACUUUGGCUCCUGCACGUGAUCUCUGGACCUUAAGGUACACUACAAGCCUGAAAGAUGGAAGUCUUGUGAUCUGUGAGAAAUCAUUAAGUGGAGGUGGCCCUAUUUCUACCACAUCUCACCAAUUUGUCAGAGCUGUUAUGCUUCCUAGUGGCUGUUUAAUUCGACCAUGCGAAGGAGGGGGGUCGAUUGUCCACAUUGUUGACCACUUGGAUCUGGAGGCAUCUAGGGUUCCUGAAGUACUGCGACCACUUUAUGAGUCAUCUAAUGUUGUAGCUCAGAAAAUGACUGUCACGGCACUUCGUCAUGUCAAGCAAAUAGCACAGGAAGUGACUGGUGAUGUAACAUAUGCCCUUGGUAGGGAGCCUGCUCUUUUACGGAGUUUUAGCCAACGAUUACACAGAGGUUUUAAUGAUGCCGUUAAUGGUUUCAAUGACGAUGGUUGGUCACUCAUAGAGACCGAUGGCAUGGAUGUAGUAGUUGCUACCAACACUGCAAAGAAAAUUGGUAACCAUGCCAUUCCUGCCAAUGCUUUUGUGUCGACUGGAGGUGUCCUAUGUGCUAAGGCUUCAAUGCUACUUCAAAGUGUUCCACCAGCAUUACUAGUUCGAUUUCUGAGGGAGCACCGUUCUGAAUGGGCUGAUUAUAAUUUAGAUGCAUAUUCUGCUGCCUCCUUGAAAACUGGUGUAUGUUCCUUUCCUGGAUGGAGACCUACCAAAUUUUCUGGGAGUCAGACAAUCAUGCCACUUGCUCACACAAUUGAGAAUGAGGAGUCUCUUGAAGUUGUUCGUCUGGAAGGUGAGGCCCUUACUCAUGGAGCCAUCUUAUCCACAAAUAUACAUCUCCUACAGAUUUGCUAUGGAAUAGAGGAUAAUUCUCUGGGAACUUGCUUUCAGCUUGUGUUUGCACCAAUAGUCGAACAUUUUCCUGAUGAUGUGCCCUUGCUAGCAUCUGGAUUCCGUGUUAUGCCGUUGGAUACAAAAACAAAUGGCAUGCCAUCCACUCACACUUUGGAUCUAACAUCUAGCCUUGGAGCAUCUAGUAGAAACCAAUCUGCUGGAGAUAAUAAAUCUACCGAUUAUCACAAUACACGGUCAAUUUUGACAAUUGCCUUCCAAUUUCCUUAUGAAGCACAUCUCCAGGAUAGUAUUGCUGCCACGGCUAGACAAUAUGUCCGAAGCAUCGUCUCGUCAGUGCAGAGAGUCUCAAUGGCCUUAACUCAAGUACGACCUGGCCAUAACAUAGGGAGCAAACAACUUCCUGGCUCCCCUGACGCCGUCACUCUCGCUCAUUGGAUCUGUCAAAGUUACAAUCAUCAUCUGGGGAUGGAUUUACUGAGAAAUGAUGGUGGAAAUGAAGAAUCAUUGUUGAAAACACUCUGGCAUCAUCAAGAUGCUAUUCUGUGUUGCUCGUUUGAGAUGCAACCGGUGUUCACCUUCGCGAACCAGGCAGGGCUUGAUAUGCUGGAGACCUCCCUCGUAGCACUGCAGGAUAUCACCCUCGAUAAGAUCUUUGAUGAAGAUGGUCAGAAACAACUUCACUCUGGGCUUGUUAAGUUAAUGGAACAGGGUUACAUAUAUCUCCCUGCUGGUGUGUGCUGCUCGGGGAUGGGUCGUCAUGUUUCGUUUGAACAGGCAAUCGCAUGGAAAGUUGUGCGCGAAGAUAACAAUGCACAUUGUGUUGCUCUAUGCUUUGUAAAUUGGGCCUUCUUGUGAUACAAUAUGCUUGUCAAGGUUUUCUGAGUUAGGUUGGGGUUUGUAGGGCUCAAUUUUGAAUGACUACUAAAUCCAAAUGUUUGUGUAUUUGAUAAUGGACACAAUAGUAAACAAGUGGAUAAUUGAGUUGCUAUAUAGAUUAAUCAUUUUGCCAA
This is a messenger RNA of Zingiber officinale, 3524 nucleotides long. Its product is annotated as homeobox-leucine zipper protein HOX9-like. Bases 877 to 3369 code for a protein of 830 amino acids. NCBI's taxonomy places the organism in Eukaryota, Viridiplantae, Streptophyta, Magnoliopsida, Zingiberales, Zingiberaceae. Gene Ontology annotation, molecular function: DNA-binding transcription factor activity; lipid binding; DNA binding. The transcript is spliced from 18 exons. The record is from RefSeq and is a predicted model, not a curated record.